CACGGAUGUAAACACAGCUCCGGUUCACGUGGAGGGAAAAAGCGGCAAUGGCACCGAAGCUGGAGCGUUUUGUCAGCCCCGGGAAGGGCAACGGGCUGCGGGCCACGGCCGGCAUCAGGAGGGGAGAGCUGCUGGUCUCCGCUGAGCCGCUGGCCUGCUGUGUGUCCAAGAAGCUGGUCAGAGAGGUGUGCCACCACUGCUUCACCCGACGUGAGACCUUGUUGAGGUGUUCCCAGUGCAAGAUGGCUCGCUACUGCAAUACCACUUGCCAGAAACAAGCUUGGUCCGUCCAUAAGAGAGAGUGUAAAUGUCUGCGCAGCCUCCUACCAAGAUUUCCCACUGACUCAGUCCGUCUAGCUGCAAGACUCAUCUUUGCUCUGUUAAAUCCAUCUGGAAGCAGCAGUGAGGAGCUCUUCACUUUAGAUGAGCAUGAGUCACACCUGACUUCUAUGCCUGAGCAGAAGAAACAAGGCCUGUCUCAGCUGGCAUCCAUGUUAGAGCUGUACCUACAAGAGGAAGUGCCCAACUUGACACAGGAAUCAGAAGUGCCACCUUCCUGCCGAGAAGCCCUCAGCCUUAUUGCAAAGGUGGUUUGUAAUUGUUUUACCAUCACCGACGGGGAGCUACAGGAGAGUGGAGUUGGGCUGUAUCCAAGUUUAUCUCUGCUAAACCAUGACUGUAGGCCAAACUGCAUGAUGGUGUUUGAGGGAACGAAAGUACAGCUCAGAGCUGUUCAGGAUAUCAGCCCUGAAGAGGAGCUCACUAUAAGUUACAUCGAGUCAUUGUCGCCGACUGAAGACCGGCGGAGACANAGCACGUACCUGAUCGCGCUGCCAAAACAGCAGGCCGUGAACACAGGCUCUCUGAGGGAUGGACUCAUGCUGUCGGGUGAAGAAGCGACAUGGCGCCCGCUGAAGGAGGCUCUGCAAAGACUGGAGGAACUGAAAGCAGAGUCCAAUUGGAAAGCGCUGUUAGAGAGCUGUAGUUGUCUCUUAUCAGCUGCCGGUGGUGAAGUUCCCGAUGAAAAUCUCCACAAGCUCAGAAUUACAGACAUGGCUUUAGAUGCUUCCAUUCACCUGCAACACUGGGAGGAAGCGAUGAGAUACGGGGCGAAGACGCUUUCAACAUACAAACUGUACUACCCAGAUCCCCAUCCAGUUCACGGGAUUCAGCUGAUGAGAGUAGGGAAGCUGCAGCAUUACCUGGAGCACAUCGAGGACGCGUUGGACACAUUCAAACAGGCCUAUGAAAUCCUCAAACUGACCCACGGUGACGAUCACCCCAUGACGGCUGACCUGAGGACGAGGAUGGAGGAAUGUCGCUGUGAGAUGGAUCACAAGUCAUCCAGCAGACACUGAAAUACAAAAGCUACUCCAUGUAACUGACUUUACUCUUGGAUUGUUUUCUGCUUCAACAACUUAAUUAUUAGAUUUGUAAUACAAUGAAAAAAACUGAGGAGAAUAUAUUGAUGUCCACAGUCUGACUUUUAAUUGUCCUCAUAUACACCAGUAUAUGGGUAAGACAUUGCUUGAUGAAACUGUUAUUACCAGUGCGACCUUUUUUAAAUGCUAAUUACAUUACUUAAUUUUGUUAAAGCCGUUUUAGAAGCAGAUUGGAAAAAAGACUAACGCAGUUGUUCCAACAACACCUCGGGCUCCUCGUUAUGGAUAUCAGUGACAAAUUAAACUUUUCUUGUUAUUAUUUUUUUUAUCUUUGGCUCGGUGCAGUUUUACAUGAAUUAGCAUCGUAAAAUCUGUCCAUAAAAUGUCUGACUGAGAAUAUCCCAGAGCUGUUCAAAGCCUUCCUCUGAAGCAGA
Molecule: messenger RNA, 1816 nt
Organism: Stegastes partitus (bicolor damselfish)
Lineage: Eukaryota; Metazoa; Chordata; Actinopteri; Pomacentridae
Gene: smyd3
Product: SET and MYND domain containing 3
Exons: 13
Coding region: 48-1358 (436 amino acids)
Cellular component (GO): nucleus
Molecular function (GO): protein binding
Source: RefSeq, a predicted model, not a curated record